CGCGCGCGUCGCAUUGCAAGACACUGCCGGCUGCCGACUCGCAGGUAUUACUAAAUUACUUAGCAAGAAUGAAGUCUAUCGUGCUGUGCCUGGUGGCGGUGGCGAUGGUGGCCGCGGCUCCUCAGCGCGAGGGCGCCGCCUACAGCAAGGAAGCCAUCAAGCAGGCACAGAGCACCUUCCUCAUCCCCAAGGAUGCCGUCAUCCAGAAGGUACAAGAAGGAGUAGAGCUGGCCGCUUAUGAAUCUAUUCCAGUCAAUCAGAGAAUCAAUCUUUUCGAGAUCCUCGGCGACCAGCUGCCCUAUGAGGUUAUCAACAACCUCCAAUCCAAGAUCGACAACGUUGGCCGGCAAUAAACCAUAACAUUAGAAUAAAUAUAUAACAAUUGGAAACCAGUAACUGAUGACAGGGUACACACCAAUAUAACACAGAAAGAAUAAUCAAAUUCUAGAUAUAAUAAUCGUGCUGGUAACAUGAACUAAGAGAACCAAGUUUCAGAAGAAGCAACAAAGAGUGCAGUAUAUAUGUAUAGUACGUAUGCAGUACACCCUUCAGUAAUCGUUACUGAUUUCGAAUCGUAAGGGCCCAGGACCCAUUUGUUGUGUAAUAUUUAAUUUAUUGGUGUCGCAAGUACAAGCAGAAUGUGAUAUUGUAACAUCUUUUUAUGUUUGUAGAUAAAUUUGAUUUUUAAAUAUAUGGUCGCCAUAUCCAA
This is a messenger RNA of Melitaea cinxia (Glanville fritillary), 709 nucleotides long. RefSeq lists its product as uncharacterized. Bases 69 to 353 code for a protein of 94 amino acids. The record is from RefSeq and is a predicted model, not a curated record. NCBI's taxonomy places the organism in Eukaryota, Metazoa, Arthropoda, Insecta, Lepidoptera, Nymphalidae. The transcript has 3 exons.